This is a messenger RNA of Brassica oleracea var. oleracea, 876 nucleotides long. RefSeq names its product protein LIGHT-DEPENDENT SHORT HYPOCOTYLS 7-like. The record is from RefSeq and is a predicted model, not a curated record. Lineage: Eukaryota; Viridiplantae; Streptophyta; Magnoliopsida; Brassicales; Brassicaceae. Gene Ontology annotation, cellular component: nucleus. The transcript is spliced from 2 exons. The coding region runs from base 180 to 752 and encodes 190 amino acids. Gene Ontology annotation, biological process: response to light stimulus; mRNA transcription.
UAAUAAGAGUAUUUCUAACUAGUGUAGAAAUUUUUCUAAAGUUCUCCCCCACUAGCAUUGACAUAGUUGCUCUAGAUUCCUCUCUUCUCCUCCUUCGAAGACCUAAAAGACUAAAAAGAAGAAAAAAUGAUGUAGUGAUCAUCAUAGAUCGAGAAAACAAUAAGAGCCGAUCCAAAUCCAUGGCUAGUCCUAGCAACAAAGGCAAAGACAUCGCCGAAGAGUCACCGUCUCAAUCUCAGCCGCAACAACCACAAUCACCUCCUAACCCGCCAGCGUUAAGCCGGUACGAGUCACAGAAAAAGAGAGACUGGAACACCUUUUGUCAAUACCUUCGUAACCAGCAGCCACCGGUUCACGUCUCACAGUGUGGCUCAAAUCACAUCCUAGACUUCCUCCAAUAUCUUGACCAGUUUGGAAAGACAAAGGUUCAUGCACAUGGAUGCGUGUUCUUCGGACAAGUUGAGCCCUCGGGACAGUGUAACUGUCCUUUAAAGCAAGCGUGGGGGAGUUUAGAUGCUUUGAUCGGACGGCUGCGAGCAGCCUAUGAGGAGAACGGAGGGUUGCCGGAGAGAAACCCGUUUGCCGGCGGUGGAAUUAGGGUUUUUCUUAAAGAAGUGAGAGAUUCACAGGCGAAGGCAAGAGGAGUCCCUUACAAGAAAAGGAAGAAGAAGAAGAAGAGGAAUCCUAUGAGGAGUGACCAUGAUGUUGAAGAUGGUACUGCAGGGACUAGUAGCUCCAACUUGCCAUCUUAGCAAGCAAACAAAAAACAUAUAAUAAAAAAAUAUGGAAUUAAUUAAUGUUACAUCUGACUCCAACAAGAGGUUCGUGUAUGAUGUUGGAGCUUAUGAUAGUGAUGAUGAUAAAGCUGACCAAAAC